CAUCUGGAUCCAAGUUACUUUCCUGCCUCCGCUUUGGCGGAGAAAAAAACGUCCGUGGGGGUGGCGUGUUCUGACCUCGGCUCCUGUCAGGAGCACAUUUGUGGCAUUGCCUGCUACAGUGGUGUCCAGCAGCUGCUUCUGGCUGUGUCCAUCCCUCCCGGCCCAGUGCUCCUGCGGCCUCUGGUACACCUGGCUUGCCGCUCGGGGAUACCGCUGGCCACCAUGGCAGCAGCUGCGACAGGGACGUCAGCACUGGCCCCAAGUCCUCCUAUGCCUCAGCAAGCCUGGGCUUUUGUUGGUGUCAUAGGUGGUGGAAAUUCUUCCUGUAAUGAAUCAGUGAGAAACUAUGAAAAUCACAGCACUGGUGGGAAAGCUCUUGCUCAGAAAGAGUUUUUCACAGUGGAUGGUCAGAAGUUUAUUGUGAGAGCUUACAGCGAAUGGAAUGAUGGUGUCCCAAUUUCAGGCUUCCAGGUGGAAGCUGUAGGCGGAGUGAUACUGAAUCUUCUGGAUGACGUUAGUAGUUGGGAGCCUGGAGACCGGAUUGUGGUCGCAAGCACAGACUAUUCAAUGUAUCAGACAGAGGAAUUCACCCUCCUUCCCUGCCCGGAGUGUACCAAGCAUCAGGUUAAAGUCAAAGAAAAUCCUCAGUUUCCUCAUGUAGGAGAAAUUAUUGAUGGAGUAGACAUGAGGGCAGAAGUUGGAGUUCUUACGAGGAACAUCUUAAUCAAGGGGGAGACAGAAAAUACCUGCUAUCGUGAAAAGGAGUGUCAGUUCUUCAAUUACGAUACAUUUGGUGGGCAUAUCAAGAUUUUGAAGAAUUUUACAUCUGUUCAUCUCUCCUAUGUGGAAUUGAAGCAAAUGGGGCAGCAGCAGAUUGGAAGUUACCCUGUUCACUUUCACCUUUGUGGGGAUGUAGAUGAAAAAGGAGGUUAUAGUUUUAAGACUUACCUGGAAGGUCUUUCCAUUCAUCACUGUUUUUCCAGAUGUGUGACUGUUCAUGCAACUAAUGGCUUGCUGAUAAAGGACACCAUUGGCUAUGACACACUAGGUCACUGUUUCUUCACAGAAGAUGGCAUUGAGCAGAGGAAUACUUUGUUCCACAACCUUGGCCUAGUCACGAAACCAGGCACUCUUCUUCCUACAGAUAGAAACAGCAGCAUGUGUAUUAGUAUUAGGGAUAAAGUGUAUGGAAAUUAUGUCCCAGUGCCAGCCACAGACUGCAUGGCGGUUUCAACAUUCUGGAUUUCUCAUCCCAACAAUCAUCUUAUAAAUAAUGCAGCAGCAGGUUCACAGGAUGCUGGAAUAUGGUAUUUGUUUCACAGGGUUGCUACAGGAGAUUCUCAUAGUUUAGCUAUUGAAACCAAGUCAGAGCUUACACCCCUAGGAAUCUUCUAUAACAACAGGGUUCAUUCUAAUUUUAAGGCUGGUUUGUUCAUUGAUAAGGGUGUUAAAACAACUAAUGCUAGCGUUGAUGAUCCCAGAGAAUAUCUUUGUUUGGACAACAAUGCAAGGUUUCGACCUCAUCAAGAUGCAGACCCUGAAAAGCCCCGAGUUGCUGCGCUGAUUGACAGAUUAAUCUCUUUCAAAAACAACGAUCAUGGGGCCUGGGUCAGGGGAGGGGAUAUCCUCAUUCAAAACUCUGGGUUUGCGGACAAUGGAAUAGGUUUGACAUUUGCUAGUGAUGGGAGCUUCCCAAAUGAUGAAGGUGCCAGCCAGGAGGUAUCUGAGUCGCUGUUCGUAGGUGAGAGCAAGAAUUACGGCUUUCCAGGUGGACAAAAUAAGUAUGCAGGAACUGGAGGAAUAGACCACAAGGCACGCACUCUGCCUAGAAAUCGGACAUUUCCAAUUAGAGGCUUUCAAAUUUAUGAUGGACCUAUUCACCUUACCAAAUGCACAUUCAAAAACUUUGUGCCAACUGCAGACAGAUUUACCAGUGCGGUUGGAUUCUUGAUGAAAAAUCCAUGGCAGAUGACACCAAAAAACAACAUUUCUCUUGUGAAGUUUGGCCCGAAUGUAAGUUUACUACAA
This is a messenger RNA of Cariama cristata (Red-legged seriema), 2028 nucleotides long. RefSeq names its product transmembrane protein 2-like. The transcript is spliced from 14 exons. Lineage: Eukaryota; Metazoa; Chordata; Aves; Cariamiformes; Cariamidae. The record is from RefSeq and is a predicted model, not a curated record. The annotation marks the transcript as partial.